Molecule: messenger RNA, 1971 nt
Organism: Meira miltonrushii
Lineage: Eukaryota; Fungi; Basidiomycota; Exobasidiomycetes; Exobasidiales; Brachybasidiaceae
Product: RNI-like protein
Exons: 1
Molecular function (GO): protein binding
Source: RefSeq, a predicted model, not a curated record
AUGUCAGUGGAAGUGCCAGAGCCAAGACCUUCAUCAUCUUUUCGACCUUCGCCUUCGCCCAGCAUAACGUCACAAUCUGACGAUCCAGAUCGUGAAGAAGAUGAUGAAGUAGACGAUGACGAAGACGAUGAGGAUUAUACAGAUGUUGGACCGUCAUUCAAGGAUCGAAGGAAUACACUCAAAGCUCGUGGCUCAGCAGCAUUGGUGCCAAAGGUAAACACAAGUGAGAGUUGGAGCGUGACACCAGCAACUGCGCGAAAUGCUUCCGCUGCCACGCUACCACACGAAAUUUUACUGCAUAUAUUCAAGUAUGUCUCGAUCAAUCCGCCCGAUCUACGCAGAAGUUUGACUGUAUGCAAAGCUUGGUGUCUAUGCGGAGUAGAAUUACUGUGGCAUCGGCCAUCAUUUCAUCGAAUUUCGAGCUUAUUCAAGCUCAUUCACAACAUUCGAAAACCUGAUCAAACAUUCCCGUAUGCCACUUUCAUUCGUCGUCUCAAUCUGUCACUUUUGGGACAAGAUUUGGAGGAUUCACUCUUCAGUCGUAUGGACGUUUGCACACGAUUGGAGAGAUUGACAUUAACACAAUGCAAUGGCAUAUCAGAUGACACACUUUCCGGCGUUUUACAGCAUACCAAGCAUCUUGUCGCUGCAGAUUUUACGGAUGUGGAGAAUUUGACAGACAAGACUGUAUUCACGAUUGCUGCAAAUUGUCCAAGAUUACAAGGUAUAAAUCUUUCAGGAUGCAAAAAGGUGACUUCUGCAAGUAUCGCAGCUUUGGCCAAAAAUUGCAAACUCUUGCGUCGAGUCAAAUUGUGUGGAUGUGAUUUGGUCGGUGAUGAGGCCUUGGCUGCUUUGGCUGAGCAUUGUCCAGUACUUUUGGAAGUUGAUUUGAUCAACUGUCCUCUGAUCAGCGAUGCUUCUGUGCGAAAGAUUUGGCAAUUCUCUUUCCAUAUGCGCGAGUUACGUUUGGCACAAUGUGGAAAGUUGACAGAUUUGGCAUUUCCUGCUCCUCCAAGUACGCUACAAAGUAGUGCUGACCCUCACAUGCACACACCAAUUGCACAUGGACAAAUUUCGAUCAUCAAUCAAGGUUUGAGUCGGGGAAGCGAUUCAGCUCCCACAAGCCGCGGUGCAUCGCCUAUGGGAACGAUGAAUGCGCCGCAAUCUAGACCGUUGAAUCUAUCGUCAUCUCACGACACACUUCCUCGGGUCGAUAUACCAAUGCACACUCACUUGCGUGCCUCACGUAUGUUUGAUCAUUUGCGCAUCUUGGAUUUGACCAAUUGCAAUACAAUUUCUGACGCAUCAAUCGAAGGUAUUGUUUCCAACGUACCGCGAAUCAGAAAUUUGAUCUUGGCGAAAUGCACUCGUUUGACAAACGAGAGUGCUUAUAGCAUCGCAAGAUUGGGCAAAAAUUUGCAUUACCUGCACCUUGGACAUGUCAGUAAUCUGACCGAUCGUGCUGUUUGCCAUUUAGCACGCUCGUGUACACGAUUGCGAUAUAUCGAUUUGGCCUGCUGUCCUCAAUUGACAGAUUUAAGUGUACUGGAGCUGGCAGCCAAUUUGCCUAAACUACGUCGAAUCGGUCUGGUGAGGGUAGCCAAUUUGACUGAUCAAGCCAUUUAUGGAUUGGUGGAACGUCAUACCAGCUUAGAACGUAUACAUCUUUCCUAUUGUGAGAACAUCUCCGUACCGGCAAUCUUCUGGCUCUUGGAAAGACUUCCUCGAUUGACACAUUUGAGCUUGACGGGAGUCAAUGCAUUCCGCAAACCAGAACUUCAAUUAAUGUGUCGGGAGCCGCCGAGAGAGUUCAAUGCACAUCAAAGAAAUGCUUUUUGUGUGUAUAGCGGAAAAGGUGUCAACGAAUUGAGAAAAUUCUUACAAGGGGUCUAUGCCGAUCAAACAAAAGCUGCACUGUUUGGUGAUCUAAGUCCAGAAGUACACAAUGCUUUGGCAAGGCUAUCCGAAAGU